This is a messenger RNA of Argentina anserina (silverweed cinquefoil), 776 nucleotides long. RefSeq lists its product as uncharacterized. The record is from RefSeq and is a predicted model, not a curated record. Gene Ontology annotation, molecular function: nucleic acid binding; RNA-DNA hybrid ribonuclease activity. Bases 1 to 642 code for a protein of 213 amino acids. The transcript is spliced from 4 exons. NCBI's taxonomy places the organism in Eukaryota, Viridiplantae, Streptophyta, Magnoliopsida, Rosales, Rosaceae.
AUGCGUAGUCCAUGGCUGCCUGGACUAUGGGAUCGGGCACGCUGGGGGGGGAAGGGGGCUGUAGGGGAGGGAUUGACUGCUGGUGGGUCUAGUGGGCUUAUGGGUGGAGUUGGUGGAAUUAUGGGUGGGCUUAGAGGAUUGUUGGGUGCAGGAAGAAGAGGAGGGAGAGUUGCAGAAGGCAAUGGGUUUGGUGCUGGUGAUUCAGAAGGUGGAGAAGAGAAUGGAGAGCUGCCUUGUACUACUGGUUCCGCAGGUCAGGAGGCAAGGUCAACUACAGAUGCUGCAUUGAUGGCCUUGAGUUCUGCUGUUGGCUUCGCAGCAAGUCAAGGUGCAGACUUCCUCGAAAUAGAGGGAGAGAACGAAUCUAUAUUCUCUUUGGUCACAUCCCAGGUCCCUCCACAAGAUGCAAUGACAGCAGAGCUUCUUUUUAAGUGCCUAAAAGAGCUGGAUAAUUUGAGAAGGGUGGAGUUUUGCCAUGUGAUACCUGAAACCAAUGAAGCGGCGAACCUCCUAGCCAGAAUGGCUAUGGAGACGGAGGAGAGCUGGUUCUUUGCACGUGAUGCUCCCCCUGAUAUAGUUGCAAGUCUGGAUGCUGAUGUCAAUGGUCGUUAUGUGCCAUGGGUGCAUCCGAGAUAUCUGUGAUUGCAUUCUUUCAAUAAGUUCGUCCUUCUCAUUUUCGUAAUAAAAUUGGAGUAUGUUAAGAAUUAUGAGGCUCCCUUUCCGGAGAGUACCUCAAGGAUUCAAGAGUCGUUUCAAUAAGUACUUUCAGUGUCACA